This is a messenger RNA of Sarcophilus harrisii (Tasmanian devil), 1726 nucleotides long. Its product is annotated as histone H2B-like. The record is from RefSeq and is a predicted model, not a curated record. The coding region runs from base 574 to 1026 and encodes 150 amino acids. The transcript is spliced from 2 exons. Gene Ontology annotation, molecular function: protein heterodimerization activity. Lineage: Eukaryota; Metazoa; Chordata; Mammalia; Dasyuromorphia; Dasyuridae.
ACUUUCUACUGAGAGAUGACUAUUCAAAGAAACAAAUAGAUAAGAUAUACAGAAACCAAAAUAACUCCACCAAGAAAUACUAAAAGUAAUGGGAUUGGGGGUAGGGAAGAGAGGAAUUAAAAGAGGAAGUCAAUGGCAUUUAACCUGAGCCCUGAAGCAUUUUUGAGGUAAAGAGAGAGCAUCUCAGAAAUGGAGUUCAUAACAGACACAAAAAUAGAUGCAUUGUCCCUCAUGGAAAACAUCAAGUAAUCUAGAUAGUUUGGUCGGAAUGUAGAAGUAGGGCCCUAAAAAAAAUAAAUAGAGCCAAGUGAAGGAUUUGAAUGCCAAAACAGUAGGGAGUCAAAUAGAACUUGGUGAGCAGGGAAGUGACAUUGCAAGAUCUGUACGUUGGGAAUUUCAAUUAGGCAUCUGUGUGGAGCAUAAAUUGAAGAAAGAAGACUAGCAACAGAGAACCAAAUUAGGAGGCUAUUGUAUAAUUAUGGCAAGAGGUUUAGAGGACUUGACUAAGGUGUUUGUAGUGUGAAUAAAGAGAAGACUGGAUUGCAAGAGAAAAUGAAGAGACCUAGACAGUAGAUGGACGAGGAAACUACCAGCACCGUGGAAAGUGGAGAUCAUUCCUCUGGUUCCCCCGAUACACUCAUGAAGGGGGCCCCUGUGCAAGCCCGGAUGUCCCAGCGCAGACUUUCGAAAAAAGGUCACCGAAAAAGGCACCGGAGGAUGCCCUGGAAGGAUUCCUAUGUGGUCCAGGUACUGAAACAGCAGUUGUCCAGUGGCCGGGCCCAUCUAUCAAAAGGGGCAUUGGCCAUCCUCCACUCGGUUGUCAAAGACCUUUUCGACCGCAUUGCCCUUGAGGCCAGCCGGCUAAAGAAGGAGUGCCUUGAUGGUGAUCCAGAAGAUCCUGUGGGCCCAAGUGAGAUCAAGGCUGCCCUGCAGAUCCUCCUGCCUUCCCAGCUCAGAAUUCAACCCCCGCCUAACCGCUUCGGACCCUCUUUGCUAUUAGGCCGGGAGCAUCCGAGGUGGCGUUGAGGUGGACCCAGAGGUCUGGAGAGAGAGGAGAAAGGAGGGUCAUUGUUUCGUCGUCCUCCUCUUCUUCCCUUUGCUUCCAUUUCCCCUCAAUCCCCCAUUAAGUACCCACCACCAGAACCACCACCAGAACUACCAACAACCACCACCGUCAUCACCAUCAACAUUACCACCACCAUCAUCAAACCUUCUUCCUUACUCUCAACCCCAGCCACCCACUUUGUGCUUUAAAAUGUACUUUUUCUUCUUCUCCCUAUAUCAGUCUCUUGUGGAAUUUCUGCAGCUGUGGAAAACAAGAGUCGAAGAACUUUUUAAAAAUAGAAAUAAGCCUAGGCUUCAGGAGAGAUGAGAAACUCAUGAAUUUGGAUCUUGGGCAGAGGGAAGACAAAAGGCUUUUUCAAGAACAAGGCCCCUGGAUUUUGUUUUUGUUUUUGUUUGUUUUUUGGGGUUUUUUGUGUGUGUUCUGUUUUUUUUAGGGGGGGGGUUGUUUGUUUUUUAAUGAAAGUCCCAGGAAAGAACCACUGAGGAAAACAGGAAGGUCAGGAGAAGUGUUGGGGUCCAAUAUUUUAGAAAAAGAUCCAAUGAAAGUUGGAGAGAUCAAAUAUGGACUUUCAGUGGCGACAACCCAGCUCUUCCCUCACCCCAUCCCCUAACUGAAGAGAGGAGAAUAAUUAAAAAGAAAACCCAACAACUGAGAACACUC